Molecule: messenger RNA, 2637 nt
Organism: Uloborus diversus
Lineage: Eukaryota; Metazoa; Arthropoda; Arachnida; Araneae; Uloboridae
Product: glutamate receptor ionotropic, kainate 2-like
Exons: 17
Coding region: 1-2637 (878 amino acids)
Biological process (GO): synaptic transmission, glutamatergic; modulation of chemical synaptic transmission; monoatomic ion transport
Cellular component (GO): postsynaptic membrane; plasma membrane
Molecular function (GO): transmitter-gated monoatomic ion channel activity involved in regulation of postsynaptic membrane potential; glutamate-gated receptor activity
Source: RefSeq, a predicted model, not a curated record
AUGGGUGGUCUAUUUGAAACUGGGGAUGAGGGCUUAGAGCUAGCUUUUCGUUAUGCCGUAGAUCACGUGAAUGCAGAUUCGAGCGUCUUGCCAACAACUCGGCUGCAAGUCAUAGUGGAAAGAGUAGAAAGACAUGACAGUUUCACCGCUUCGAAAAAAGUGUGUGAUUUACUGAGCCAAUCUGUUGCUGCCAUUUUUGGACCUCAAUCUACGGAAUCCAGCAGUGCGGUGCAGUCAACAUGUGGGGCUUUGCAAAUACCACAUAUACAAACUCGCUGGGACUAUCGGAUACCGCCCCGAGCCCACACACUCAACCUUUACCCACCCCCAAGUUCCCUGGGGAGUGCCUACCUAGCGUAUGUAAAGGAAAAGAAUUGGAAGAUGUUCGCUAUCUUGUACGAACAGAAUGACGCCCUCAUUCGGCUACAAGAGCUGCUGAAAGAUCCGAUGAUUCGAACAAGACAUGUCGUGGUUCGCCAGUUUGAGGAAAACAACAACUACAGGAAGACUCUGAAAGAUCUCGGAAAGAAAGGUAUCAAGAAUUUCGUGGUAGACGUAGACACGCAGGACGUUCAUUUACUUCUUAAACACGCACAAGAAGUGGAUAUGUUAACUGAAUAUUUCAAUUAUGUCAUUACUACUUUGGAUAUUCAUACAAUGAAUCUUGAAGAUUUCCAGUACAUUGGAACUAACAUCACAGGCUUCCGUAUAGUGGACGAUGAGGCUUCGGAUUUUCAGGAAAUUGUCCAGGACUGGAGAUCCGGGACACUAUCAGGAAAAAAUUUUAAUAUUGAUUCUGCUACUUAUGCAAAAAACUUCACGACGGAAGUGGCUUUGGUGUAUGACGCGGUGUGGACCUUCGCGACGGCUUUAAACACGCUCGAGAAAGGCCAGCGACUGCAGGUCAAAUCCAUCUCUUGUAAAGACGAAGAGCCUUGGUCGUAUGGGCUAAAACUUUCUAGACACAUGAGAGGAGUGGAGCUGCAGGGGCUGACAGGCCGAAUCGUGUUUGAUGGGAAAGGAUUGCGCACUAAUUUUACUGUAAAAAUUCAAGAUCUCACUCACCUUGGACUAAAAGAGGUCGGAGAAUGGGACCAUAAUUCUAAUGGCGUGAUUCGGAAGACGGGAAACUACACACGACAGCUCGAAGAAGUUUCCAACAGUCUGAGAAAUAAGACUUUGACCAUUACGACAAUUUUGAACGACCCUUAUAUGAUAAGAGUUGAAGACGAAAAUGGCGUCUCUUAUGAAGGCUACUGUGUUGAUCUUAUUAAGAAGAUCGCAGAAGAUUUAAAAUUUCAAUACAAGAUCAAAGAAGUUGAUGACGGCAGUUACGGUAGAAAAAAUGAGCUGGGAGAAUGGAAUGGUAUGAUUCGAGAACUUAUAGACGGGAAAGCAGAUAUGGCAAUUGCCGAUUUAACCAUCACCUACGUUCGGGAAGAGGCAGUAGACUUCACCAUGCCUUUCAUGAAUCUCGGCAUCUCCAUUCUCUUCAAGAAGCCCACUAAGAAAGUUCCAAAACUCUUUUCAUUUCUUUCCCCUUUGUCCGUAGAAGUUUGGCUCUACAUGGCCACAGCUUUCCUUGGCGUAUCUCUCUUCCUGUUUAUAGUAGCUCGAUUUAGUGCCUACGAGUGGGUGAACCCCCACCCAUGUGAUCUAGAACCAGAAGAACUCGAGAACCAGUUCACUCUCCUAAACACUCUCUGGUUCACUAUCGGAUGUCUUAUGUGUCAAGGUUGUGACAUUACGCCGAGAGCGAAUUCUACUCGGUUAAUCGCAGUUAUGUGGUGGUUCUUCACCCUAAUUAUGGUUUCUUCUUACACCGCCAAUCUGGCAGCAUUUCUCACUGUUGAACGUCUUGCGUCGCCAAUCGAGGGCGCCGAAGAUUUAGCCAAGCAAACCACCAUUCCGUACGGUUGCGUAAGGUCAGGAUCAACGCAGUCAUUCUUCAAAGAAUCUGAGUUUCCAACUUACAAAAGGAUGUGGUCCUUCAUGGAAUCCUAUCGACCAGAAGUUUUCACAGACAAUAAUCAAAAAGGAGUAGAGAGGGUAAAAAAGGGCAAUUAUGCCUUCCUCAUGGAAUCUACAACUAUCGAGUUCAUUGUGGAACGUAACUGUGAGCUAACUCAAGUCGGAGGAUUACUCGAUUCUAAAGGAUAUGGGAUUGCUACACCUCACGGUUCUCCGUACCGCACGCACAUGUCCUCGGCCAUCCUGAAGCUGCAGGAGAGCGGUCAGCUGCACAUCCUGAAGGAGCGCUGGUGGAAGAAGCGAAGGCUGACUCAGAAGUGCGCGAAAGACGACACGAGCAGUUCAAGUUCGGCUUCCGAGCUGAGCCUCGCCAAUGUAGGGGGAGUCUUCCUAGUGCUCAUUUGCGGGGUCCUGGUCGGCUGCCUCAUCGUCAUCUUCGAAUUCGUCUGGAAGUCCAGGAAGGUACCCAGUGAAGAAAGAGAAUCAUUAUGUUUAUCUCUUUGUCGGGAGUUAAAAUUUGCAAUAUUUUGUGGCGGUUCAACAAAACCAAACAAAAAUACCGACGAAACUGCUGAAGACGCCACACCACAUCAAGAAAACGGCCUACCUUUCAUGCCGAUGCCUGGAUUCUCUUCUUCGAGCCCUUCUAAGGGUUUUGCCUCCUGA